Solea solea (common sole) is the source of this 3769-nucleotide messenger RNA. RefSeq names its product ras-related protein Rab-3A. The transcript has 5 exons. Gene Ontology annotation, cellular component: axon; endosome; plasma membrane. Lineage: Eukaryota; Metazoa; Chordata; Actinopteri; Pleuronectiformes; Soleidae. Gene Ontology annotation, biological process: regulation of exocytosis; axonogenesis; protein secretion. Gene Ontology annotation, molecular function: GTPase activity; GTP binding. The record is from RefSeq and is a predicted model, not a curated record. The coding region runs from base 73 to 732 and encodes 219 amino acids.
CUGACUUGUUUGUGGUAGUGUUUCUGCGGGUGGUGGACGCGGUGGACAGUAGCCGGAUAGAAAUUUGUAAAGAUGGCAUCGGCAACAGCAACCUAUGGGCAGAAGGAGUCUUCAGACCAAAACUUUGAUUAUAUGUUCAAGAUCCUCAUCAUCGGAAACAGCAGCGUGGGCAAAACCUCCUUCUUGUUCCGCUACGCCGACGACUCCUUCACACCGGCGUUUGUCAGCACAGUGGGCAUCGACUUCAAGGUGAAGACCAUCUACAGGAACGACAAGAGGAUCAAACUACAGAUCUGGGACACGGCGGGUCAGGAACGUUACCGCACUAUCACCACCGCGUACUACCGAGGAGCCAUGGGCUUCAUCCUCAUGUACGACAUCACCAAUGAGGAUUCCUUCAACGCUGUCCAGGACUGGUCCACUCAGAUUAAGACGUACUCGUGGGACAACGCUCAGGUGCUGCUGGUGGGAAACAAGUGUGACAUGGACGACGAGCGGAUGGUGAGCGCAGACAGAGGCCGGCAGCUGUCUGAACACCUCGGCUUUCAGUUUUUCGAGGCCAGUGCCAAGGACAACGUCAACGUGAAGCAGACCUUCGAGCGCCUGGUCGACAUCAUCUGUGAAAAGAUGUCCGAGAGCCUGGACGCUGGGGAUCCGGCUGUCACAGGGGCCAAACAGGGGCCCCAACUGACAGAGCAGCCCGCUCCACCACACCAGGACUGUGCAUGUUAAAGCUGACUACUCCCUCAAAACCCUUUUUCCUUCACCCUCUCUUCCUCUUCUUCUUCUUCUUCUUCUUCUUCUCCUCCUUCUUCAGCUGGAUCUUAAGGCCCCCAGAUCUAUACUCCAUCAAACCGUUUUCACUUCCUUUCCUGCUUUUCUGUAACUCAGUUAAGGAUCAUUGAAUGAUGGUCAAGAGAAUCGGGUUGAAAAAUGUCUGAAAUGCUCUGAGAUUCUCGUGGACCGGUGCGUGACAUGUGUUUGCCUGUGGUUCCUCCGCAUUAAGAGCUUAAAUUUGUCUGUUGUUUUGAUCUGAUGCCAAAGCAAGUCCAGUUAAGUGUCUCAGACUCUUUGCAACCUGUGUUCUUCCUCAAGUUUUCCCGUUCCACCGCCCUGUUGUCUGCCUGUUCCUCGGUGUGGCUUUACAAGAAGGAUUUGACGGCGUCCGUCCUCAGAGUGCCAUUUAAAUCCUUCCAAUGUUUACAGUGCUUUGUUUCAUGUCAGUCAACCGUUUUGAGAAGAUGUCAGUCUCGGUUUUAGUGACCAUAAAGGUUGCAGGGGAGUUAAGUGGGUGGUUUGAUUCAGCUGAAAACUGUUCCUUACUGAUGUGUUUUUGUUUCUUUUAAGAUUCUACAGAAUCUAUAGAAAUCAAAUGCAUACAUGGGGUUUCUUUUUGUUGACUCACCUGGUAUCUUCACAUAGAUGCUGCCGGUGUUAUAGUUGUGUGUGUGUUUUUUUUAUUAUUCAUCUUUCCAUUUGACCUUUUUUUAUUUUAUUUUUUACAAUUCUUCAGCAAACCUUUUUGUAGUUUGAUGCCCCAUUUAUUCUUUUCUUACAUGAAACACCAGGUGGGGAGAAAUACGAACAACAUAUAGCUAGGUUAAAAUUGUAAAAAAAAGAAAAGAAAAAAGAAAAAUGAAGAGACAAGUUUUAUUUAAUUAUAUUUAUUUCAAAUGUACAUUUAAAUGUUGUGCAAUACAUAUAUAUAUAUAGUAUCUACAGGUAUGCAUUUCUGGAAAUGAAUUUUAAAAGGUAUGAACUUCAAUGAGGAUAGCAUCAAAUAUAAAAAAAGGUAUCUGUUGUUUGGAAGAUGUGUGUGGGUUGUGUGUUAUUUUCCUGUUGGUUUGAGCUCAUGCUGCUUCCCAGUCAUGUUGUCACAAGUCAGACAUUCAAAAUCCCCACUAAGAAACAGUGUGAUGGAUGAGUGUAAAAUGACAAGGUCAGAAAGUUAGUAACACCGUUGUCAACCGCCCACCCCCCCGUGAUAUUCCACGUGUGAUAUCCCAGCCGUGUUUCUGAUGAAAUAUUAGAGGAAGGUGCUUUUUGCAAUUGAUGUCAUUUUGGCCCAAGUGUCGUGAAGCUGGUGUAAGGUGUCAUCUAGGUGUCAUCUAGGUGUCAUCUAGGUUUAGCAAUACAAUUGUAACUAGGAUGAUAAAAAAUGUUGGUGUGAGGAUAUAUCUGAAAAUCACUCGAUGCAACACAGUUCAGCUGCACCUGCUAACAGUGUUCAUGGUGAUGUUACAGUGUUUAUGUGAGGCAGGGAAAAGAAUUUGAUCAAAUAUCAAAAUUACCUUUAACAUUUGUCAUUCAGGGAUUGUAAUGUUUUCAAAAACGUGGAAAUGGGCUUGAGGGAGAGAAUGCAAACGGGUCAUUUGUAUGGUAUUUAUCCUUUAUGUGAAAGACCAUUGGGCUACUACGAUGUGCAGAUGUGAUUUCAAUAUUAAAUCCACCACAACAAUAGCAGUUUCUUUCUAAAUGAAUUCAAUUAAAAACCAGAACCACUCUGAUCAACAACUGCAUCUGUUACUAUUUUAAGAUCUAUUCGCCCACAUUUACUUUCGAUGUCAUCUAUCUAGUCUGGACGUCAUGUAAUAUCAGUAUUACAGAGCAGCUUCACUGGAUGCCAUUGGCUUCUUGUGUGUGUUUGUGUGUAUAAAUGGAGAGGAAAAAAAAAAAGCAUGUGGUGGCUGACUGUUCACAGACCUGACAACUGCUGAGUGUCCACCACACACUUGUUCUUAAUCAAUACAGGUGUUAAAGGUUCUGCUCUAAGGUUGCCGUGGUUCUGACAACAAAGCAAACUCUGGACAUGCAUCGCCCUGCUUCCUUCAGAAACUGUUUAAAUGGUUCCCAUGGCUUCUUCACACAGGACUGCCAUGUAUUUCUGCAUUUCACGUCACCAAAGAUUGCCGUAGAAGCAACUCACUGUGCUGUUUGGACACUGGACCAGUUUUAAAUCUGUAAUACUGAAAUGAACACUUUGAAGCAAUCUUAAAUUUUGUAGUAAAAUCAGUGAUCAGUGAAGAAAAAAAAAGGAAUUCUCUUAUGGAUUAAGAGGGAAAACGCUACUAACGUUACUAAUUCAGCGAUUUAUUCGAAGAGUAAAGCAAAUCUGGUCAAACGGUCAAAUAACUUUUGCAAUAGUUAACUGUCAAGAAUAAAAUACAUAUGAACCACUGGCUUUUAAAGUUGAGUUAAAAUGAGGCCUCAGUCAAAGUACUGACACAGGAAGUGAUGAUUUGGGGAAAAAUGAUAACAACAAACCCGGUCAAUGACUUUUUUUCUGCAUUUAUUUGACUUCUGACUGGUUGUGACUGAAACUGUUCACCAAUGAAAUAUGUCUUCCUCUACAUAAACCAGAUCUGUAAAUAUUGUAUCUCAGAGUUGUGUGUGUGUGUGUGUGGAUUGUGUUGUAUCAACUCAGGCUUGCAGCGACAACAGCAACAAUAAACAGAGAAAGAAGUGAUUAAAAACCUCAAAAGAGCCAUGCUGGACUGCAUCUGCGUUCAUUUCCCGGGCCUGCUUGUGAAUGAAUGUGUCAAAGCAAUACACGAUAUACACAAAAAGAAAUGUCAUCAAAGCUCGGUAGAUGUUGCUGCCUUUAGAUCUGCUACUACAUGAAACGUCUAACUUUACUUGGUCUCACAUCACUGCCUCUUUAAAUCCUCCCCGGUUUUAGUCAUUAAGAUGAGAGAAUAAUGCUGUGGAUGUUUUUAUCUAUACUUUGUGGUAAAACAAAAAUAAUAAAAAGAAAAGUUGCUAACAAUCA